Rhopilema esculentum is the source of this 858-nucleotide messenger RNA. RefSeq lists its product as uncharacterized. Lineage: Eukaryota; Metazoa; Cnidaria; Scyphozoa; Rhizostomeae; Rhizostomatidae. The record is from RefSeq and is a predicted model, not a curated record.
AGUUUGAAAAUCGCCAACUAAACGAAAGAUCGAUUAUAAUCUCUUCGGGAGUAUCGGAGGUGCAAAAGAAUCUUAUAUACUGCUCGACUUCAAGCCAUCGUUUAGCAGCUAUAUCGCUACGCUGAAACAAAAGAACGCAUUCGAAGUAUAAGUAAAGAUUGCCGCGUUCUAAUAAAGAAUAUGGAAAGCAUCUCAUCCGAAUCGCCGGAGCAUGAAAUACAUUUCGCAAUCGUGCAUAUUAAGAGGAGGCAAGAAAAAAAUACUAUCUGAAAGAAGGUACCCAAAGUGUGAAGCUUUGAUUCUCCAACGGCACCAUGACAGACAGGAUGUAUGCAUCUGUCCAAAGAAACACGAAAGAAGAGCGGAGUACAAGACAGCAAGAAAUGAUGGACAGGGAAUCACGUGAUUCGCUACGCAAAGAAUUCUCGUCAGAAAACAUCAGACUAAUGUCACUGAAGCGAACAGAAAUGGACAUGCAGCCACUGCAUUGGGCGAUUCUCACUUUCAACGGAAUAAACAAUUUGCGUGGAACCUGUGGUGGUGUUUAUGAGAUCAGGGAAGGCAACGAGAUCAUCUACAUAAGUGGCUUACCACAAAACGUUCACAUACGUGACGCUCUCAAUGCACAUUUCAGUGGCAAUGAUGGCCUGGCAUUGGGCGCAUAUCUCACUGGUGAAGCAUUUCACAACUGGAUGCAUAUAUACGUUCGAUUUUUGCCUUCGAAAACACCAUCCGAGGAUGCAAGGCUUUUGCUGCGAUAUCAUCAAUUGAAAAACAUGGGAAAGGUUCCUCGUUUUAAUUAGUAGUCGACCUUCGUUGCAACGAUGAACUUUCCUAUGUCUUUGGCCCUCUACAAUA